GAUUGGAACAGUUUCUUCACAACACUCUCAGACAUGGAGGUAUGCUUUCCUUCACCACAGUCUCCUGAUGAGGCUGUGCUACGGACAAGAGCCAGACGCGAGCUGGCAUCUGCCAGCCUCACCACCACAACCACAUCAAAUUCUCUGCUGAUGGCAACUGAUGCCCGGGGCAAUGAUACCGAAGCCAAUGUGACCAUCAGUAUUUUGGCAGAUGUCCAGGUGCAGAGGAAAGGGGUCAGCCUCGAGGGGCUUACUUUGCACUCCCUCGUGGGGGCCAAGUUCUUUGGAUUCAAGAGAGACAAGAGUUUCUUGGAAGUAACCAUAGACUUGGCAAGGCAAAUCUCCAAAAACUGGACUGCGUGCAUGACCCUCUCCGGCCCAGCCCACUUGCUGCCCAACUCUCCUCAGACCCCUCCAACUUGCACACCAGUAAAGGAACCAAAGACAAAUGAGGUGUUCUUAGCCCAGCCCUGGUUAGUGCUGGAAGAGGAUGAAUGGUGCAUGAAUGGCACCGUGGGAAGUCUCAGUGUCGCUCCACAGCACGAACUGAAUGUUUAUCUCACAGAGGGAGAUGUAACUUUGAUUCAGGUACACAUUCUGUAUACCACGUGUCUUCUCUGCGUUAUGAUGAUUGGCCUCCUGUUUUACUUCCUUUGUGGGAAGCGCUGCUCGACACGUACCAAGGCAGCACCUCUUCCUGACAAAGUGCCCCUAAACCCAUGAUGAGCCAAAAGCAUAGAAGUGUUUACAGCACUAUUAUUGCAAUGGACUUGAAGGACCAGUAGGGCGAAGCUGUCAUUACUUACGUAGUGAUGCAUGUGAGAAUCCCGUAGGCUUCAUAUUGAAAGCACAAGUGGUUUGACAAAGUUUUAUUAUUUUUGUUUGAAACGACUGUAUUUUCUAAUGUUUAUUGAUUUAUUAAUUCAUUUAAUUGGAAGAUGUGAUCAUAACUGCAUUGUAAAUGCAGUGUAAAUAUAUAGAGAAAGUAGGUAAUCAUAGCUAAAGGUUAUGGAUGUUUUUCCCUGUAUAAUGCAGUAAUAGAUAUAACCGUAUUACCAGUAUUUUAUUUUAUUUUUUAUUUGUAGAUUCUUGGAAUAUUAGUAACUUCUAUCUCUUACAAUUCCAAAAAGACUCAAAAUGAGAAUUUUCAUUGACUUUUAUGUCAGUGACUAUGCAGUUGUAGGGUGCCUUUUAAUAUUGUACUUUUUAAUUGCGUUUUGUGGAGUUUAUGGCAAGAUUCUGAAUUUCAUCUACAUGGAAUUUUUUAGAAAUUAUAAUGAAAAUGUGUAAGGAGGCAUGUAAACGGCUUCAGAGAUUCAAUACAAAUUUUUAAGAAACCAAUUCUUUAAGUUAUGAAUGAAGUUGAUUUUUCUGUAAAGACUUACAAGCCAGUUGGUGUAAUAUCCAAACUAGAGCAACAUAAAAUAUUAUGACAAUGUGCACUCGUAGCUAUAACGUCUGUCAUGUUAGGUUAUUUCUUUCUCUUCAUCUUUUUAUGAAUAGGGUAAAGCAGAGAAAAGCUAUGGGGUUAACAAAGGGAAUUAGUUUUAAGAUAUAUAACCUUACACAAGGUAAUUAGGUAAUCUCCAAAAGUUACAGCAUUAAAGUGACAUGAUUCGUCUCCAUGAAGUUGUCAAAAGUAUUUAGAAACAGCCAUUGUUUCAAAAGGUAUUUUCAUGCUGUCAAGAAGUACCACAGGGUUAGGUGCAU
Penaeus vannamei (Pacific white shrimp) is the source of this 1710-nucleotide messenger RNA. The record is from RefSeq and is a predicted model, not a curated record. Lineage: Eukaryota; Metazoa; Arthropoda; Malacostraca; Decapoda; Penaeidae.